Molecule: messenger RNA, 1878 nt
Organism: Sturnus vulgaris (Common starling)
Lineage: Eukaryota; Metazoa; Chordata; Aves; Passeriformes; Sturnidae
Gene: CHRNA4
Product: cholinergic receptor nicotinic alpha 4 subunit
Biological process (GO): monoatomic ion transmembrane transport
Cellular component (GO): postsynaptic membrane
Molecular function (GO): acetylcholine-gated monoatomic cation-selective channel activity; transmembrane signaling receptor activity
Source: RefSeq, a predicted model, not a curated record
ACGAUGGGAUUUCUCGUGCCUAAGGGAAACCUCCUCCUCCUGCUGUGUGCCUGCAUUUUCCCCGCCUUUGGGCAGGUGGAGACCCGAGCCCACGCGGAGGAGCGGCUCCUGAAGAAACUCUUCUCUGGUUAUAACAAGUGGUCCCGUCCCGUGGCCAACAUCUCGGACGUGGUCCUCGUCCGCUUCGGCCUGUCCAUCGCCCAGCUCAUCGAUGUUGAUGAGAAAAAUCAAAUGAUGACCACGAAUGUGUGGGUGAAGCAGGAGUGGCACGACUACAAGCUGCGCUGGGACCCCCAGGAAUAUGAAAAUGUCACAUCCAUCCGAAUCCCCUCAGAGCUCAUCUGGAGGCCAGACAUUGUCCUUUACAACAAUGCUGAUGGUGACUUUGCAGUCACCCACCUGACCAAAGCUCACCUCUUCUAUGACGGGAGAAUUAAAUGGAUGCCCCCUGCUAUCUAUAAAAGCUCUUGCAGCAUCGACGUCACCUUCUUCCCCUUUGACCAGCAAAACUGCACGAUGAAGUUUGGCUCCUGGACCUAUGACAAAGCCAAGAUAGAUUUGGUGAGCAUGCACAGUCAUGUGGACCAGCUGGACUACUGGGAAAGUGGGGAGUGGGUCAUCAUCAACGCUGUGGGCAAUUACAACAGCAAGAAAUACGAGUGCUGCACAGAGAUCUACCCUGACAUAACUUACUCCUUCAUUAUCCGGAGGCUGCCUCUGUUCUACACCAUCAACCUGAUCAUCCCCUGCCUGCUCAUCUCCUGCCUGACCGUCCUGGUCUUCUACCUGCCCUCUGAGUGUGGAGAGAAGAUAACCCUGUGCAUCUCGGUGCUGCUGUCCCUCACUGUGUUCCUGCUGCUCAUCACAGAGAUCAUCCCAUCCACCUCCUUGGUCAUCCCUCUGAUUGGGGAGUACCUGUUGUUCACCAUGAUAUUUGUCACCUUGUCUAUCAUCAUCACUGUCUUCGUGCUCAACGUGCACCACCGCUCCCCUCGCACUCACACCAUGCCAGACUGGGUGAGGAGGGUUUUCCUGGACGUGGUCCCACGGAUCCUUUUCAUGAAACGUCCCUCCACAGUGAAGGACAACUGCAAGAAGCUCAUCGAGUCCAUGCACAAAAUAACCAACGCGCCCAGGCUCUGGUCCGAGAUGGACGUGGAGCCCAACUUCACUACCUCAUCCUCGCCCAGCCCCCAGAGCAAUGAGCCAUCACCCAGCUCCUCCUUCUGUGCCCACCUGGAGGAGCCAGCCAAGCCCCAGCCCAUCUGCAAGUCCCCCUCUGGGCAGUACUCAGUGCUGCACCCAGAGCCCGUACAGGUGACCUGCUCCUCUCCACAGCCCUCCUGCCACCCCCUGAGCGACACCCAGGCCACCUCUGUCUUGAAAGGCAGGUCACUGAGUGUCCAGCAGAUGUACAGCCCCGGCAAGGCAGAGGAGGGGGCGAUCCGCUGCAGGUCCCGGAGCAUCCAGUACUGCUACCUGCAGGAGGACUCUUCCCAGACCAAUGGCCACUCCAGUGGCUCCCCAGCGUCCCAGCGGGGCCACCUCAACAGGGAGCAGCCCCAGCACAAGCCCCCUCAGUGCAAGUGCAAGUGCAAAAAGGGUGAGGCGGCCAGCACAGCAGCCCAGGGGAGCAAGAGCCACGGAGCCAAAGAGCAGCACCUCGUGCUGAUGUCCCCAGCCCUGAAGCUGGCAGUGGAAGGGGUUCACUACAUCGCAGACCACCUGCGGGCCGAGGAUGCAGAUUUCUCAGUGAAGGAAGACUGGAAGUACGUUGCAAUGGUCAUCGACAGGAUCUUCCUCUGGAUGUUCAUCAUUGUGUGCUUGCUGGGAACUGUUGGGCUCUUUCUCCCACCGUGGCUGGCAGGAAUGAUAUAA